AUGUCAUACCCUCAGUUUGGAUACCCUUACUCUUCUGCACCACAGUUCCUGAUGACCACUAAUUCCCUGACUACUUGCUGUGAGUCCAGCGGCCGGACGUUAGCAGAGUCCGGAGCAGCUGGCUCAGCUCAGACCCCAGUCUAUUGUCCUGUGUACGAGAGCAGGCUUCUGGCCACAGCUAGGCAUGAGCUCAAUUCCGCAGCUGCCUUGGGAGUCUAUGGGAACCCUUACACCGGCACCCAGGGCUACGGAAACUACGUUACCUACGGCACUGAAGCGUCUGCCUUCUAUUCUUUGAAUAGUUUCGACUCGAAAGAUGGGACGGGAUCUGCGCAUGCGGGCAUCACGCAGGCAGCCGCCGCCUACUAUCCUUAUGACCACACGCUCAGCCAGUAUCAAUAUGACAGGUAUGGCACAAUGGACGGGGGAACACGGAGGAAAAAUGCCACCCGGGAAACCACUAGCACCUUGAAGGCCUGGCUACAGGAGCACCGAAAGAACCCCUACCCGACAAAGGGUGAGAAGAUCAUGCUAGCUAUCAUCACUAAGAUGACCCUCACCCAGGUUUCCACCUGGUUCGCUAAUGCCCGCCGGAGGCUCAAGAAAGAGAACAAGAUGACUUGGCCACCUCGAAACAAAUGUUCAGACGAGAAGAGGCCCUACGAAGAGGAAGAAGAGGGAGAGGAAGAGUCCCAGGAAGACCAUCUCAAAAAUGAGAAGAAUGAUGAACGUGUCCGCAAGGAGGAGAAGGAACUCGAGCUAAGUGACUUAGAUGAUUUCGACCCCAUUGAGUCAGAGAGUUCAGAGUGCGAACUGAAGCCGGCCUUCCAGCACCUGGACAGCGGCCACAUGCGGGCGGCCCCGGGAGGCGCAGACUGCCCAGGAGACCCUUGCAAGGAGCCGGCCACCUCUCUCAAAAUGUCGCUUCCUGGAGGCGUCCAGCUGGAGGAAGAUGUGGAGCGAGCCAAGAACUGCCUCAAGAGCGUAGUGGAUGAAUGUGAGCAAGACCUAGUAGUGGGAGGGCGACAGAGGGGUUGCGAUUCUAAAAUGUGCUUCCAGCAGCCGGGGGAGUCCCAGAUUCUGGAGGCCAAGCCCCGGAUCUGGUCCCUAGCUCACACAGCCACUUCUUUGAACCAGACUGAGUACCCAUCCUGCAUGCUGAAGCGCCAAGGACUCUCCACUUCCUCCUCAGCUGCCUCCUCUUCUUCUUCCACUGCCGUCUCGGUUCCCAGCGGCGUCGAUAGGCACCAAGAUUCCCCUGUCACCAGUCUCAGAAACUGGGUUGAUGGGGUCUUUCACGACCCCAUAUUCAGACACAGUACUUUGAACCAGGCCUUGAGUAACACUACCGUGUCCUGGGCUACCACCAAAGGAGCAAUACUGGAAACCGGAUCCCUGGGACGCUCUCUGGGGAACAGCACGGACAUGCUGAAGGGACAUCUGGCAAACUUCCCCCCACACCACCACCACCACGACUCCAAUAAGGAGCUCCUCUCUUUUCCCAAAUCUGGCAGCAAAAUGUUCUGUUCUUAACAGCCCCGCCCCCCACUGGGGCGCAGAAUGUUCUUAUCCUUGGCAGAAGUGGACACAAACUGAAAG
Dromiciops gliroides (monito del monte) is the source of this 1599-nucleotide messenger RNA. It is a transcript of the gene IRX4, whose product is annotated as iroquois homeobox 4. Gene Ontology annotation, cellular component: nucleus. The record is from RefSeq and is a predicted model, not a curated record. Bases 1 to 1533 code for a protein of 510 amino acids. The transcript is spliced from 5 exons. Gene Ontology annotation, molecular function: RNA polymerase II cis-regulatory region sequence-specific DNA binding; DNA-binding transcription factor activity, RNA polymerase II-specific. Gene Ontology annotation, biological process: regulation of transcription by RNA polymerase II; neuron differentiation; cell development. Lineage: Eukaryota; Metazoa; Chordata; Mammalia; Microbiotheria; Microbiotheriidae.